AUGCUUUUGUACCCGUUCCUCUCUGCAUUCAUUCUGCUACUCAGCACGGCUGAUGCUGUCACCGUCUAUGACCAGUUCCCUUUAUCAGCGUCAGCAGCGAGUAGCACUGUAGGGGAUAGUAUCCCUGCUGCCACGUACACUGCGGCAGCAGCUUACGAUCCUACUGUUCUUAACCCUCCACCUAUACCUGACCCCCCACCGUCUACUCAGUUUGUGUUACAGCUCCAUAAUGAUGCCGGUGACGUACAGGGGCUCUCUACACCUCUGAGUGGCGCCUUGCUCGGGUUCUCCAUUGAGAUGUCUGUGGCCGACCAAGUUCUCGGUCCCAAUGGCACACAUCUGCAAGUGCCAUUCUUGAACCUGAUGGCGCUCAUAACUGAACGCGCAGGCCGCGUUCACGUUCGUGUAGGAGGCAACUCCCAGGAGAAUGCAAUGCUCAUCUCGGAUCUUCCAAAUGGCAAAUCGAUCACAAAACAGAGUGUGGAUGGAGGCAACCCCACGGAUACACCGGCCCUUUUAUAUACCCUUGAGAUCCUCUAUAUGCUCUCAAACAUCUCAGGCCUUGUCAAUACGAAGUGGUAUCUCGGCGUGCCACUGAAUGAUAGCUCCAACCUUCAUCUUGCCAUCGCAGAAUACGGUGAGCGUAUUUUGGGCGACAACCUCAUAGGACUGCAGAUUGGCAAUGAGCCCGAUCUCUAUGCCCGCCACAGCCACCGCCCGGCUACCUAUAGUCCAUACGACUACUUCAGCGAGUUUGGACAGGUCGUUCAGGCGAUGCAAGCAGAUGCCAAUACGCCGGUCACCAACAACCUGCUGGCUCUGAGCGUAGCUACUGGAGACUGGACCCCGGAGGAUGUUUGGAACACGAAUUUCAUCCCGGCAUAUAUGAACAAUCUUGCGGCAUUGACCGUAGAGCACUAUCCAAACGACAACUGUGCCGCACUAUAUCCAGGUUUCGGUCCCCCUCAAGACCCUCAGUCGGUCUUCCCGAGCUACCUCACUCAUGCCUCUUGCAAGAGCAUCGUCGCACCGUAUCUGAACUCGUCUGCGAUCGCGCUUGCUGCGGGCAAGCCGUUCGUAAUGUUCGAGACGAACACCGCAUCGUGCGGAGGAUUUCCCGGAAUUAGCGACAGUUUCGGCGUGGCUCUGUGGGUGGUGGACUACGCGCUGCAGAUGGGUGCGAGUGAUUUCUCGCACGCGUUGUUGCACGUGGGUGGACAGGACGUGUACUACAACCCAUUCACCCCGCCACUAACCAACCAGUCCAAGAUCCACCAAUGGACCAUCGGCCCCAUCUUCUAUUCCGUUCUCGCAGUCGCCGAGACGCUUGGCUCCUCGAACCACUCGCAGAUCAUCGAUCUCGCUUCAAACGGUGACAACGACUAUACGCCGGGCUACGCGGUCUACGAGAAUGGGACGCUCAUGUGGCUGGCGCUGAUCAACUUCAUGACGGACCCAUCCGGCGCCAAUGAUUACACUGUGACCAUCUCCGUCGGUGGAAACGCGCUCGGGCAGCCGAGCACGACUCCAUCUCAGAUCAGGCUGAAAUAUCUCUUGGCCCCAUCUGUCGGCGAGAAAUUCAAUAUAACUUGGGCUGGCCAGACUUUCGGCGGUCAGUUCGAGUCAGACGGAUGUCUGCGCAGUGCGGAGACAACGCAAACCGUAGACUGCGACACCGCCAACAAUACCUGCCAAGUCACGGUACCAGCACCUGGCUUCGCGCUCGUCUUCCUCUCCGACGGCACGUUCGAGGAGUCCACGCCUACAAGCACGCAUACAUUUGCCACGACGGUCACAGCCGUCGGGGAACAGAAAUACAGCACGACUGUUGAUCCGAGCACAUUGCAGACCUCGAACGGACACAAGGGGGCGGAUGGCGGCCAUGGCAGCACUAGCAAAGGGAAGCACAGCGGGGCCACAGCUGCGGGUAUAUACCCGAGUGUUGUGCUGCUUUUGGCGAUGCUGGCUGGUGUGGGGGUGCUGAUCAGAGCAGUGGGAAAUGGAUGGUCUUGA
Molecule: messenger RNA, 2013 nt
Organism: Laetiporus sulphureus 93-53
Lineage: Eukaryota; Fungi; Basidiomycota; Agaricomycetes; Polyporales; Laetiporaceae
Product: glycoside hydrolase family 79 protein
Exons: 11
Coding region: 1-2013 (670 amino acids)
Source: RefSeq, a predicted model, not a curated record